Lasiosphaeria miniovina is the source of this 1098-nucleotide messenger RNA. RefSeq names its product cytidine deaminase-like protein. Lineage: Eukaryota; Fungi; Ascomycota; Sordariomycetes; Sordariales; Lasiosphaeriaceae. The transcript is spliced from 4 exons. The record is from RefSeq and is a predicted model, not a curated record. Gene Ontology annotation, molecular function: hydrolase activity; zinc ion binding. Gene Ontology annotation, cellular component: cytoplasm. Bases 1 to 1098 code for a protein of 365 amino acids.
AUGUUCAUCGGCAUAUGCGGGAGCAUUUGCGCGGGCAAGACCACCAUCGCGCAGUAUCUCGUUGACCACCAUGGCUUCACGCGUCUGCAUCUCGGCUCCUCGACAGGAGGAGAGGGAACUCACGCGCCUCCGAGUAAGGAAGCAGCCGCAGCCGCAGCAGGACCAGUGAGCAGCAAAGCCAACGGGGGAGGAGAAGAAGAAGUCUUUGCGACGGCCGACGAACUGCUCGACCUGGUCACGGCGCGCUGGCGCGACCGGUGGGUGACGACCGACAUCCCCAGCGAGGCCGUGCUAGACAUGUACAGCCGGCGGCCGUUCUUCCUGCUGGUCAGCGUGGACGCGCCGGUGGGGCUGCGGUGGCGGCGGUUUCAGGGGCGGGAGGAGCAGCGGCGGCGCCGACUUGACAACGACACAGCAGUAGCGUCCCGGGACGACAUGCCACUGGCCGACUUCGUGGCGCUGUCGGACGCGUACCUGUACGACGCGGCGACGGGGCAGCUGCCGCUGAUGUCGCGGGCGGGGGUUCGGCUGCUCAACACGUCGGGGUCGGUGGCGCAGCUGUUCGGGACGCUGGGGGCGCUGGACCUGCUAGACGAGGACCGGCUGCGACCGUCGUGGGACUCGUACUUUAUGGCGCUGGCGUCGCUGGCGGCGCAGCGGAGCAACUGCAUGAAGCGGCGCGUGGGGUGCGUGGUGGUGCGCGACAAGCGCGUCAUUAGCACGGGGUACAACGGCACGCCGCGGGGCCUGCUCAACUGCGGCGAGGGCGGCUGCGGCCGCUGCAACGACGCCUCGGCCCACCGCUCCGGCCACGGCCUUGCCACGUGCCUGUGCAUCCACGCCGAAGAGAACGCGCUGCUCGAGGCCGGCCGCGAGCGCGUCGGCGGCGGCGCCGUGCUCUACUGCGACACGUGCCCCUGUCUGACCUGCAGCAUCAAGAUUGCCCAGGUCGGCAUCAACGAGGUCGUCUACAGCCAGGGCUACAGCAUGGACAGCGCCACGGCCGCCGUGUUCCUCCAGGCCGGCGUGCGGUUGAGGCAACUUGUGCCGCCCGCAAGCGGUCUGAUACACCUGGAAAAGACAGAGUUGUACAAGUAA